Owenia fusiformis is the source of this 524-nucleotide messenger RNA. Lineage: Eukaryota; Metazoa; Annelida; Polychaeta; Sabellida; Oweniidae. The record is from the annotation of a GenBank genome assembly.
GAUUGCUCAAGCAUAGAAUGCAAUGGGGUUGGAGAGACGUGUAGCAUGGCAACAGGGGCCCCUGAAUGUGUCUGCAAUAUCAUAUGUACCUUUGAUUACAACCCUGUCUGUGGACAAAAAGGAGACACUAAAAAGACCUAUGGUAAUCGUUGUGCAUUAGAUAGUGCUAUAUGUAAGAGCAAAGGUACAAUUAAGUAUAUCAGUGAUGGUGGAUGUCCCUCAGAUGAACCAAAACAAGAGGAUGACAAACCAAAAUGUAAUAGCAUUUGUACAUUGGACUAUACACCAGUAUGUGGAUAUGAUGGUACUAAAUACAAGACAUAUAGUAACCAAUGCGCCUUAGAUGCUGCCAUUUGUGAAUCUGAAGGAACUGUAAGAUUCAUAAGAGAGGGAGAAUGCCCAGAUAAUGAAAAUGGUGAGAAGCCAAAAUGUAAUAGCAUUUGUACAUUGGACUAUACACCCGUGUGUGGGUAUGAUGGUACUAAAUACAAGACAUAUGGAAACCAAUGUGCCCUAGAUGCUGC